Messenger RNA from Camelus dromedarius (Arabian camel), 3452 nucleotides. RefSeq names its product proline rich transmembrane protein 4 (gene PRRT4). The transcript is spliced from 4 exons. The record is from RefSeq and is a predicted model, not a curated record. Bases 173 to 2959 code for a protein of 928 amino acids. Lineage: Eukaryota; Metazoa; Chordata; Mammalia; Artiodactyla; Camelidae.
CGGAGCGUUGCCCAGCGGGGCGCCUGGGCCGCCGCGAUCGCCCCUUCUCGGGGGACUUGGCUGAGGAGACCCGCCUGCGGGAGGAAGCCAGAGGAACAGGACCUUCGUGAUCAAAAAGUGCUGAAGAACUGAGCCCCUGGCCCACCCAGGCCACCGGGGGCCAGGAGGGGCCAUGGCAGGGUAUGGCUGUCUGGGGCUGGGGCUGUUCUGCUGGGUCCUGCUUGCAGUUCCCGUGGGCCCCCAGCCUGCCUCCUCUGUCCCAGGUGCCCAUCUCACCACUCUGACCCCACCACCUCAGAGUGAGGCCUCUAUGCUGUCUCUAAACCUGGGACUUAACUUCAAAUUCCACCUUCGGGGACCUGCUGCUGCUUGGGGGAGCCCUGUCACAGAGACCCAGGCACUUUCUCCCGGACCGAGCCGGGAGCCAGAGGAAGAGGUGGACAGUGGGCUGAGGACUGACCCCUUUUGGGAACUGCUGGUGGGCUCUCUUAGCAACUCCCCCCCAGAGUGGGGCUCUGCUGAAGGCAGCUCUACCCCCUGGGCCUCCUCCCUGCCUCUGGAGUCCACAUCCCUCCUCUCUGGGCCCACUGACCGGCCCACUGCUCCCUAUCAGCCCAGGAUGGGCACUGUGACCUGGGAUACUGCUCUGACAGCUACAGCACCUCCAUCCAGUGCUCCCAGGCUCCACCAGAGCGAGCUGGAGCUGAAGUUUGACAUGGCGCUGAGAGCAGGUGCAGCCCCCACGCUCGGGCAUCGAACGCUGCCCCUGCUGCCCAGCCUGCGGGCCAGCCUGGCAGAGAUUGCUGGGCGCCUGGGACCCUUUGGUGAGUAUCCACCCCAUCCCAAGGAGAACCCAUGCUGGGCAGUCUGGCAGGUAGGACGGAGCUUCAGCCUGGCUCCUUUUGCAGGGUUCUUUGGCACUACUCUGUCCCCUCUCCGGAACUUAUCAGGCCCAAGCACCCCAAGCCCAAUUACAUCCCCAAGCUCUGCCUCCAGAGUUUCGGAUUCUCCAGGGUUCUUUGGCACCACUCUGUCCCCACCCCCAUCCUCCCUGAAGAGAAAGCCCCCAAGUCCAAGGCCACUGGACGCAGCUGCUUCCCUAAGCCCUGCCUCAAUUGCAACAGCCUCUCUAGACUCCACCACCUCCACCUCUGGCCUGGAUGACCCCUCUCCCGCCAGCCUUGGGAACCUUUCGGUGCAGCCAGAGUGUGGGCCAGGGUCCUGCAGCAUCAGAGAACUGCCUGAACGCGAGGGGCAGCCUCCUGCGGCCCCGCUGCCUCUCUUCUUCCUGACCCUGGAGGCCGACUGGGCAGAGGCCAAGGCUCGCUGGGGGCUGGCCUGGGAGGCCCACGUGUACGGGGUAGGCGCGCUCUUCGGCCUGGUGGUCCUGCUGGCGCUGCUGGCACUGGCCCUCUUGCCUUGGCGCUGCCCGCCCGGCGCCCCCUGCCUGGCGCUGCUGGACCUGCUGCUGCUCUCGGCCGGGACCACGCGGGCCUUCCCGCUCUUCUACGACGCCUACGGGCACCGCGAUCGGCUGCCGGUUCUUGCCUGGCUGCUGCUGCAGGACCUCCCGCUGCCCUGCCUGGCCGCCGGCCUGGGCCUGGCCUGCCUACUGCUGGCUCGGCCGCGCCCGCCGCGGUGUCCUGCUGGCCUGGCCGCUUUGCUGCUCCUGGGGUUGGGGCUGGCGGCGGCCGCCGCCCUCGGAAGCGCGGCCCACCGCCCGCUGAGGGCCCUGCGGCUCGCCUCCCGCGGGCUGCACGCCUUCCUCGCCGCCCUCCUUUCCGGGCUCCUGCUGGCGCUCUCCUGCUGGGGGAGCCGGCGGCGGCGGGCCGGAGCGCCCCUAGGAGGGUCGGGCUUCAAGGGCGUCACUCCUCUCCCGCAGGCGCGCAGCCCCUUCGGCCCGCGCGAGUCCUGGCGGCGCGCGGCGCGCACGGCCCCUGUGGCGGGCACCUUCGGGCUGCUCAGCGGAGCCCUGCAGGGCUACGAGGUGCUGCACGCCCUGGGCUACGGCGGCCAACCCGGCCUGGAGGGGCCCUGGCCCUGGUGGGCUUUCCAGCUCGGCCUACGCCUGGGCGAGGUGGGCGUCGCGCUCCCGUUAGCGCUGCUGGGCCUCUACCCGGCGCUCUGCAGCCCCCGCGUGCCGCCGCGCUGCUGGGCCAAGCUCUUCUGCUUGUCCCCCGGCCACGCCGCCCCGCUGCUGCCCGGAGGCUGGGUCGCCGGGCCCCCGGACAAGAAGCCUCUGGGGAGCGCCAUCGAGCGUGCCGACGCGGAGCUGCUGCAGCUGUGCGCCCUGGCAGGGCCAGGCCCCGACCUCUUACUCCAGGGAGGCGGCUGCCGGGGCUUCGAAGGCGCAGCCGCUAACCCGGCCCCUUCCCCGGCCUCCUCCCCCUGCAGCGAUUACACCGUGGACUUCCGCCCGCCCUCCCCCAUCAACCUGCGGCGCAGCAUCGAGGAGGCCCUCUGCAGCGAGGCCCUGCUGGCGCCCGGCCUCUUCCAGGGCCCUGCCUUCGGGGAAGCCCUGCCUGGGCUCGGCCUCUUUCGCACCAUCUCGCUGGGAGCGCAGACCCGGGCCGGGCCCAAUGGGAGGUCUGAGGAGGCCCCUGGCUCCCCCGUGCCCCCCGAGCUCCCCUCUCCCGGAGCCUGGCCCGCGGGCAGCAGCGCCUCAUCAGGCUCGCUGUGCGGACUGUCGCGGGACAGCUCGUCCAUGCUGCUUUGCUCCAGCCCGGACAGGCCGCCACGCUGUCCGCUGGUCUGCGUCCUCAGUCCCCCUCGGCCCUCAGGAAGCAGCCCUAGCUUCCCGGCCUCAGGAUCCUACCAGGCUUUGUCCCCACCCUCCCGCGACUCCCCGGAGCCUGCUCCUGAGCUGCAGGCCGAAGAGGCCUUGCUACAGGAGCAAUUCCUGGACGCCUGCCGACAGAUUGACGAGCUGAGCGUGGGCAGCGACACCAUAGACCUGUGAAGACGUGGCCCCCUGGCCGCCCCGACCAUACGCCCCCUUCUGGCGCCUGUUCUGUCCGAGACCUGCACACUGUAACCCUUCCCCAAUCCUGCCUGGCUCAGAUACCUCUCCCGGCUUCCUUUCCCAUCCAGGGGCCCCUGGAUGGGUGGGUCAGCAGCCAGGCUCUGGUGAUUGGGAACUAGUGCCACCUUCUCUGGAGCCCUGGGCGCUGAUGCCCUCAGCUGCAAUUCUAGGCUGGUAGGGGGUCCCACUUUCCUUGGCAUUCACCAGCAAUAAAACUCCAAGGUGCUCCACUCCUGACCACCUCUGCCCACUCUGGUGCUGAGUGAGAGGGGCUGUCCUCAGAAGACCUCGGGACCAGCCUCAGUCCCCAUCCCCACCUCUGCUAUGCCCAGGAAUCCCAUCCCUGCGUGAGUGAGACUCUGUGCCCUCCACGUGAUCCUUCCCCAUAGAAGGGUCCAUGGCCCAUCUAGGAGACUCUACAGCAGUUGGG